Messenger RNA from Candidula unifasciata, 2199 nucleotides. The record is from the annotation of a GenBank genome assembly. Lineage: Eukaryota; Metazoa; Mollusca; Gastropoda; Stylommatophora; Geomitridae.
AUGGACUCGGUUCACGGCCAGAGCCGUCGACAGCCUAUAUCUAAGUCUAAACAUAAACGUGACCCUGAGAGUGACCUUCGCUCUGGCAAGGACGUGAAAGCUGUGCUUUUACCCGAACAUUUGUCGGGACAUUCUACACUAAAAACACCUGCAGCUCAUCCAAACACAGGAAGACAUGAAGCUGGCAGGCACUUCAAACUGCAGACGGUUGUCUCACGACGUGGACAGUCUGAUGACAGCCACGUCACAGCAAAACUCAAACCAACAGAGGAACCAGCGGCAGGAAAACACAAGCAGAAAAAAGAAGAUGGAGUCCUAUCAAGGCAUGCCAACAACGAUAGCUCUAACAGCAAACAUGCUGCAGGAGACAGAAGUACAGCGUACGCUAAGAUCGAUGAUAAAGCGAAAGCAAGUAAGGUCAGCGAAAGUAAGUUACAUACGCAUAGAAUCAAAGAAGCUGUACACGACUCCAAAACCUCAGCAGAGACACCAACAAAUAAAAGACGGGCUAGAAGCGCAACAAGACCUCGAGACAUACACCCGGAUCCGGGGAAAUCCGAACCCUCCGCCAAUGAACACAAGUCAAAAGGCGAGAGCAGAGGGCACAGUAGAAGAUCUUCCAUACCUAAUAUACGGUUAUCAUUUGAGGAUAGUCAGACACAUGCAGAGACCUCCAAGGGGCCAGCAUCUGAAGGCACACACAAGCACCGCACGCUGGCCUUAUCGCAAGCUAGGCUGGCUUCUGACAAGGUAACGAUGGCUUUUUUAGAAACAGAAUCAGUGACAAGGCCGCGAGAAACAACACACAAAAACGACAAAGGAAAGCAUGCCAGAUCUCAUUCAGCAGUGCAGGACACUGUAUCUCAGGGCGAUGAGAAGACAUUGUCCACGAAGAAAGGGAAAACCCACACAAGACAUUUGGCCACCGAGAGGGCUGGCAGAGACACUGACUUACUGGAAGGGGAGACAGAGCAUCUCAAAUCUAUGCAGCAGUUCGAUUUAGAACAUCGACAACAGUCAAAUGAUCGGAACAGGAAACAAAAUUCUGUAGAAACUGAAAUAUCUAUAGAAGGAGUUGCUUUAGCCACGUCACCACCGCACACAUCUGUUAGUUCCGUUCGUAAAUCUUCUGUUUCGUUCAAACUAUUACAUUCACUAACAAGAUCGUCUGGAACAGCCCCGAACAUGCACCCGACACCGACACGGCAACGCAAGAAAUUCUCCAGAGGACACAUAGAUCAGGACCCACUGGAAGUAGACUACGAAAUUCUCGACGAUACAGUGACGAAUGUAGAACCCCGGAAGUUGAUAUCGAUUCUACAUGAGACCAAUCGGCAGGCGUCCAUUUCUAAAAGUCCGCAACCCUUGGCCGAAGAACAUCUACUAAAGCAGCAUCAGGAAUUUGAAAGAAAGCUCAGUGCUUACCCUGAGGAUUUACACGUCAACAAAUCAGCUCAGAGACCUUCUUCCAUACCUUUCAUGCAAACUUUCCCUAAAGCCAAACACCACCUCACAGAUCUCUACUCCCAAUCAAACGAGCCUAUACGAAUCACAACGUCAGCUUCAUCAGUCAGCGCUGCCCACAUUUCCCCUAACCAGCUGCAGACACCGGAUUCUCUACUGCCACCCAUACAUACAAUUUACAGUCAGUCGUCUUUGACUUCAUCAGACGCCCAAUCUGAAGUCUGCCUUGACCUUCCAGAUAUGUCAGAUCAGGUGGAAGGUGAUAUUCAUCUGCAUGGCACAGGGCGUGAUAGUCGUGACCGCGGGGUUACCGUUGGAUUUCCCAACGCUCCUUACAACAGAAUCCUGCAUUAUACUCAGAUUAGCCUGGCUGCAGUCAUACUUUCAGCCAUUUGUUUCUUUGUCAUAUCCUUCAUUCUUCUUUGGCCACUUCUCAUUCUGAUCAUAGUUGUUGUCCCCAUUGUGGUGCUAAUCAAACGUUUAUGUAGCUGGCUCUGCUGUUGUGGGACCUCAUUGUGUAGCCGCUGCUGUUUAUGUUGGUGCCACACCCACCUCACCAGCUCAGAGCUCAUGUGGCUAGGACAGGACAGGACAGGGGGUAGUGCGGUCGUUCAAAGUCUUCUAGUUCUCCAGAAAGGCCUGGACACAGACAGAAUCAGGCAUUUGAUCGACUCACGUCUGCUGUCAUUAGAGAACAGGCAGGGCCGUCGGAUCUACGAGAGAUUUACACAAAAA